UUCCGACUCCAUCGUCCCCUCCAUCAGUCCUUUCACCAGCCCGUCUACCGAAUGCUGGUCCAGGGCCAACUGCCGCACUCCUGAAGACCCUCAAAGAUAAUCACGAGCGCAGCCAUGUCUUCUUCAACUACUACAGCUUUCACAACCAUGCAGCCCACCACUUGUUAGCCAUUUGGGCACUUGGCGCAUCCGGCCCUCUCAUCACAGCUGCAUAUGAAGAUACUCACCUCGACCAUAUGCGCGAUGCUUUCCAGGCACCUGACCAUGUAGUCAUCUCAGAUGACAACUUUCAUGACUACCUCGGCGAUGAAAAUUAUUAUAAUGCAUAUCUGGAAUAUUUCCACAAAGUAGUUCUCGCCCCAGGCGCUACCAUCUCAAGCACCCUUGAAAAGUACAUCUUCUCUUCAGAGUACAACAUCAACAACUCUCUCGCACCUGGAAAGCAGCAACCUGAAAUGCUUAACCGUUUCGUGGAAAUUCUCAUCCACCCUCUCAUUCACACAGGCUAUGGCGCAGAAUUCGGACUACCUGGCAUGCUGGCUGAAGGUCUCGCUCAGGCGAGCGUUCAUCCUGCACGAGCAACCGUCUUAGUCUCUCGCUUGCUUUUCCACGGAAACUCGGCCUCUCAGUACAAGCCUAAACCGCAUGUGCAUGCGCUCACGAUCCUCUCGCAGAUGCUUGUUGAUAAGCGUUUCUGGACGCGUAUCCUCGAAAAGCAUGAAUUCGAGGCCAUGCUCAUCUCGCACGGCGAACUCAUCAACUCUUACGCAGAGAUGUGGACAUGUGAGAUCAACAGCCAGGAAGAUUUCAGUCGCCACCUUGAGGAGCUCGUGUGGGCAAGUACUUUGAUGUACGGCGUCGGUAGCUGGGAUGGCGAAAGCGAAGAGUAUCGUGCCGAUUUCUUCACCAUGCAUAUCGUCACUUCAUGCCUCUUCCUCCCCUCUCUUUGUGCUCACCUUUCAUACCGAAGCCAGUCUCUCCUCCUACGUGCUCACUUCCUCGCAGGCAUCACCUGGUGGCUCGUUCGUGGACGCCCUGCGCUCCCCCUGCGCAAGUUCUUCGCCGCGCCGCUUGCGCCCCUCCCUUCCCCAGCGCACUUCAAGUACCCAACGACGUUCCCUGGUGUUCCUCCCAAGUCAGCAGCGUGUGCACUGCUCGGCGGGGAUAGUCCUCAUGCGGUGACACCCAACGUAUGGUUACCCCUUCUAGAGAACACAAUCGUACACCCGAAUGAGCAUCUCUGCAAGUGCCAGCGUGCACUUGCACACUUUGCCACACUGUACGGGCAUCAUGAAGCUGGCUUCAUGUCGGAGGCACUGUCCUCAAGUCCAGCGAUCAGUUGUCCUGACACACCAGUGUUGCCCGGUGGUCUUGAACUCGCAGAGGGCGAGUACAAAGCGCUCGAGGCGCCGGAGUGGGAGUUCCUUGAUGGGAGCGUAUUCUUGCGCGCAGCUUGGUUGACGGGUGCUGCUCUGGGAUGGGUGAGAGACGGCGAACCGAACACAGGUGCGUGGGAUUACCAGGAGUUUGAGAGAGUGGCUUUGGAGAGAGAUGAGCUCGAAGCCAAGAAGAAUGCAUAGGCGGCGAGGACAUGUACCCAAAAUACGUAAAAAUCCCUGCUUGAAAUGAAACGCAAACCAGCCUUUUGGGCAACACUGGGGUCACUCGUCACAUGAGUCGAAA
Suillus bovinus is the source of this 1683-nucleotide messenger RNA. RefSeq lists its product as uncharacterized. Gene Ontology annotation, molecular function: oxidoreductase activity. The transcript has 4 exons. The record is from RefSeq and is a predicted model, not a curated record. Bases 237 to 1580 code for a protein of 447 amino acids. Lineage: Eukaryota; Fungi; Basidiomycota; Agaricomycetes; Boletales; Suillaceae.